AUGCCGACAACCUCCCCUCUCACCUCCACAUCCGGCCUCGGCCCUGCCUAUCCAGUCGAAGGCGGCUCCAAUAUCUCGCCCUCGCUCGUCAGCGACGGUACGAAUAUCAACCUUGAAGCGCGCGGCUAUCCUGCACGGCGCGUCCGCUACUGCCAGCAUCUCAACGGCAGAGGCGCGUGCCUCAAUCAAGACUUGGAUAACAAGAGGUGCUACAACUUCCUGGGGUGGUGGGACAACCAAGUCAGUUCCAUCUACAUCAACCCGGGUCUCAAGUGCACAAUAUAUGCCGAAAAGGCCUGCAAGGGCCGCAAGGUCGAGUUCAAGGCGCCUGGGAUCACAGAUUUGCAGAGCGUAGGGAUUAAUGACCAGGCGAGCUCUAUCUACUGUUCUCAUUAA
Lasiodiplodia theobromae is the source of this 396-nucleotide messenger RNA. Its product is annotated as Beta/gamma crystallin. Bases 1 to 396 code for a protein of 131 amino acids. The transcript has a single exon. The record is from RefSeq and is a predicted model, not a curated record. NCBI's taxonomy places the organism in Eukaryota, Fungi, Ascomycota, Dothideomycetes, Botryosphaeriales, Botryosphaeriaceae.